Molecule: messenger RNA, 3255 nt
Organism: Papaver somniferum (opium poppy)
Lineage: Eukaryota; Viridiplantae; Streptophyta; Magnoliopsida; Ranunculales; Papaveraceae
Exons: 4
Coding region: 1-3255 (1084 amino acids)
Molecular function (GO): nucleic acid binding; RNA-DNA hybrid ribonuclease activity
Source: RefSeq, a predicted model, not a curated record
AUGAAAAUCAUUUCUUGGAAUGUUUGUGGAUUUGGAAACAAGGAUGCUAGAAAUCAUCUUAACAUGCUCAUUAAAACUCAAAACCCUGACAUAAUUUUCUUGUGUGAAACCAAAAAUCAGUCAAAGAGAAUGAGCUACUUACUAAAGAGAUUCAAGUAUCCAAACAUAACCCUUUUAGAUUCUAUAGGCCUUUCAGGAGGGUUAUGUAUCUUAUGGAAAGAUGGAAUUGAUUUGCAGAUUAUUGAUGCUCAAAUGAAUAUGAUAAACUGCACUGUCAAACUUGAUAGUCAAAAUAACAGUAGCAUGUUGACUUGUAUUUAUGGUGCUCUUAAUCCCAGUGACAAGGAGAAUCAAUGGAACCACCUUAGAAACUUAAGGACAACUUAUACUAAUCCUUGGAUUGUUAUAGGAGACCUCAAUUUCAUCUUACAUCAGAAUGAAAAAGAAGGUGGAAAUCCACAUGGUCAAAGUGAUAUUGAUGCUAAUAAUCUACUUUUGGAUAGUAAUAACCUUUUCAGUAUGCCUUAUAUAGGAAAUCCUUUUACCUGGACCAAUAGAAGGAAUGAUAAUAAUCUAAUUCUUGAAAGAUUAGAUGGAGCUGUUAUUUCUUAUGACAAGUUUAAUAUCUAUCCAAAUGUUGUUUUAUAUCACUUAACUGUCUUAGGGAGUGAUCAUUGUCCUAUAAUGCUAAUCACUAGCAAACUGGAAUGCAACACAGAGAAACCCUUUAGGGUGAAUAGGUCCUGGUUCAGAGACCCUACUUGCUCUGAGUUAAUCGAAGCUGAAUGGAAAGGUAAUACUAAUGGCUCUGCUAGUUUUAUCCUUGCUAAUUGUCUACACAACACCAAAUAUUGUCUCAAAAACUGGAAUUAUCAACACUUUGGUAAUAUUAAUUCUCAGAUUUCUAACUUGGAAUUUCAACUGUCUAAUCUUACUAGAACUGUUAGUAAUCACAAUGACAUCAGGGUUGUGGAGCUAACAAGGAAACUAAAGUAUUGGUAUGAUGUUGAAGAAGAUUUUUGGAGGCAAAGAGGUAUUUGGCUUGAUGAUAGACAUGAUAUUGAAACUGAGCUUCUUAGACAUUUCAGUGACAUGAGUAGAACUACACAUCCCCCUAGCUCUGAUACUUAUCUUGAUAGACUUGAAAAUAUCAUAACCGAUCAGGAUAAUCUUAUGUUAACUGAAAUUCCCUCUAGUGAAGAAAUUAAGAAAAUUGUCUUUGAUAUGAAGCCUUGGACCACUCCAGGUCCAGAUGGCUUUCCUCCUGGUUUCUAUCAGUUAAUGUUGGAGACAGUUGGACCUGAAGUGGUUAAAAUGGUAAAAUCUUUUUUCCAUUCUAAAUACAUUCUUAAGCAAUUAAAUCACAACUUCACUAUUCUCAUUCCUAAGAGUAAUUGUCCCAGAAAUGCUGCUGAUUUUAGGCCCAUUAGCCUCUGCAAUGUGUCUUAUAAAAUUAUAUCUAAGUUGCUAGUUUCUAGACUUAAGAAAGUUUUGAACAAAAUUAUAUCUCCUUCUCAGACUGCUUUCAUAUCUGGUAGGCUAAUACAUGAUAAUAUAGUUAUUUCCCAUGAAUUUAUUCAUUCUAUGAAGAAAACUAAGGAUAAAGAUGGUUGUGUAGCUAUCAAACUUGAUAUGUCAAAGGCCUUGAAAGAAUUGAGUGGUCCUUCCUCCUUGAUAGUCUCAAAAAGUAAAGUUUACUAUCCCCAAAGAGGAUUGAGACAAGGAGAUCCCUUGUCUCCACACCUCUUCAUUCUGUGCAUGGAAGCUUUGUCUAGAAUUUUAAUUCAAGUUGAACAUGAUAAGCUCAUCCAUGGGUUUAAGGCCAAUAAACAUUGCCCCUCAAUCUCUCAUUUGUUCUAUGCUGAUGAUUGCCUUAUUUUCAUAAAGGCAAGAAUUAGAGAUGCUAGAAACUUAACUAGUAUUAUUGAUCAAUUUAGCAAAUUUUCUGGGCAAGCUGUUAACUUUGAGAAAUCAGCUCUAGCUUUUAGCAAGAAAGUACCUAACAAUGUCAAAAAUGAGAUAUCCAAUAUUCUUAGAAUUAGGAGAAUGUCUUUAAAUGAAAAAUAUCUAGGUGUUCCUCUUCUUUUACAAAAAAUAAAAUUUGAUUCUUUCAAACAUUUGAUUGACAAUUCUAAGGGUAGACUUGCUCACUGGAAACCAACCUAUCUAGCACCACCAGGAAGAACUGUAAUGAACCAAUCAGUGUUAGGAAGCUUAGCUAGCCAUCACUUAGGUGUUUUUCCUAUGCCAAAGGAGCUUACUGAUAAGCUUGACAGUAUUCAAAUGAGAUUUUGGUGGGGUAAAAAAGAUGGUGAGAAAGAUUGUUUUCCUAAGGGUUGGAUUGACAUAGCUCUUCCAAAAGAGCUAGGAGGUUUGAAUAUCAGGCAAACUGAUAUUUUAAAUCUUACUCUUCUAGCUAAAUUAGCUUGGAGGAUGGUAGAGAAUCCAGAUGAUAAAUGGUCUUGUAUUCUUAGGGGCAAAUACUUUAUGAAUGCUAAUCCUUUGUGUGAUAGUGUGCCUAAACAGGGCUCUUGGAUUUGGAAGGGGAUCUGCACAGGCCUGGACAUAAUUAAAAAAAAUUAUGUCUGGGAAAUUGGUAAUGGUAAAUCUAUACAUAUUUGGAAAGACAAUUGGAUUCCAAAUAUGCACAGACCACCCUCAACUCAAUUAAUUGAUCAUGAUAUGAAGUGCUGGAAAUUGGAAACCAUUAAUGCUCUAUUUGAUAGGAAUACUGUAUCUGAAAUCCUAAAGAUUAGAAUUCCUUUCAAUGGAGAAGAUAAGCUUAGAUGGGAACCAACUAGUAAUGGAAGCUUUACAGUUAAAUCUGCCUACAAAGUCAUUUUAAAUGACAGACUCUUACACAAAUCCAGCAAAAAUAAUAUGAGUAUUAACUGUUCUUUCCAACAAGUAACACCUCUGCAGGCUGAGGCGCAUGCUUUGUUGAAUGCAGUCUUAUGGGCUAAAGGGAAAGGCUGGACAAAGGUGCACUUAGAAGGAGACUCCCUGAACGUGAUCAAUGCAGUAAAUGGUUCUCACUCAGCAGUGAAAUGGACAACACAAAACUUAAUAAAUGAUGUAGUAGACAUUCUUAAUUCCUUUUCAGUUUGGUUGUGCACACAUGUGCACAUGGAUGCAAAUCAUUUAGCUGACAUUCUAGCUAAGUUUGCAAGAUCCAAAUCUGUUUGCUUUCAGUAUUUCUCAGAUACUCCUGAAUGGAUUCAAACUUUGAUCCAACAGGAUAAAACUCUCGUAUAA